GGUGGAGCUGGUCUGUGGAUUUUAUUUUCCUUUUAACCAUAACCAUCUCUCCACAGCCAGUUUGCUGCUGCUACUCUGCUAUGUCUCCACUCACUGGGUGACAUCACUGGAGUUUCCCCUUUUGUGCUAGUAGCAGGCCGAGCAUAAAAACGACAGGGCUUCUGGCAGAAGUCCAUUCUAACAAACGAGCAAAACACAGGACACCUAUCAAGCUACAACUCUGUCAAAACAAAAAAAAGAUAUUUAGGAGAUAUUUGGGCAAAUAUUCAGUAAACUUUUUCAAGAGCCAAGAGUUUGAACCUCGUUCAACAGCAGUAUGGAGGGGUAUGCGACGACACCUGAAGACAUGGAGAGGGGCCCUGUGUACAACACAACGGUGACAGCUGUUGCUGAGGGAAAAGCCUCCAGAGGUUGGCUAUGGAGGCUGUGUGGAGUCCUCUUAAUAGCAGUUCUAUGUGCGGCAGCAGCCCUACUCUUUGCAUGGUGUCAGCAUGGAAGACUGGCAACGAUGCAGGACGAAAUGGAGCCUCAACUGGAGAUACUCAUUGGUGCAAAAGAUACCCACCAUACAUUGAAGCAGAUUGCCGGCAAUGCAAAAGCAGCCAUCCAUUUAGAGGGUGAAUACAAUCCUAAUCUUACCGCUGACACCGUGCAGUGGAGAAAGGAUGACGGCCAGGCUUUUUCCCAGGGCGGGUUCGAGCUUCAGGGGAACCAAAUCCUCAUCCCACACACUGGGCUCUUCUUCGUUUACAGCCAGGCUUCGUUUAGGGUCAAGUGCAAUGGCCCGGGCGAGCAUACCACUCCUCUGAGUCACAUUAUUUGGCGCUAUUCGGACUCCAUCGGGGUUAAUGCUAAUCUUCUUAGCGGGGUAAGGUCAGUUUGUCAACGAAACUACGGUGAUGCUGAGUCCAAAAUUGGCGAAGGCUGGUACAAUGCAGUUUACCUUGGUGCAGUGUUUCAGCUGAAUGAAGGGGACAAACUGUGGACUGAGACCAAUCGACUGACCGACGUGGAGCCUGAGCAGGGCAAGAACUUCUUUGGUGUGUUUGCACUGUGAUGAGAGAGAGGCAGGCCAGAGAUGAAUAUUUGUUAAAACAGUUUUAUGUUAAAACUCUUGUUUUAGUGUUGCAAUUUUAUGGUAACUGAGCCAUCUCAAAGGAGAUUGGUCUAAUCUUAAUGGUUAUUUUUGUAAACUGCAACAGUUUGAGAACUGAUUAUUGUUUGUCCACACAUGAUUGUCCAUUCUCUCUAUUGUAGACUUUUCACCAAAUAAUAUUAUGACUUCUGGUUAUUUAUAUUAACUUAAAAAAAGGAUAUUUACUAUUUAUAUGAAAAUACAAUAGGCUACUGUGGAGUACUGUAGUAUAAGUUAUCUUGAUUCACAUAAGUCUAGCAGUAGCCUAUACUAGGCCUAUCAGAAUACAGUACUACAAUAUUAAGUUAUUUUAUUUAAUGUACUGAUGUACUAAUGUUUAUUUAAAUGUGAUUGUGUUGUAUUUUAUUUGUCACCUAUUCA
Messenger RNA from Oncorhynchus masou masou (cherry salmon), 1516 nucleotides. RefSeq names its product tumor necrosis factor-like. The transcript has 4 exons. The record is from RefSeq and is a predicted model, not a curated record. Lineage: Eukaryota; Metazoa; Chordata; Actinopteri; Salmoniformes; Salmonidae. Gene Ontology annotation, biological process: immune response. Gene Ontology annotation, cellular component: membrane. The coding region runs from base 317 to 1057 and encodes 246 amino acids. Gene Ontology annotation, molecular function: tumor necrosis factor receptor binding.